Molecule: messenger RNA, 3077 nt
Organism: Musa acuminata subsp. malaccensis (wild Malaysian banana)
Lineage: Eukaryota; Viridiplantae; Streptophyta; Magnoliopsida; Zingiberales; Musaceae
Source: RefSeq, a predicted model, not a curated record
GUGGAAUGUGGCCCUAGCAUGAUUGACCUAGUGAUGAAAACAAAGAAAGGAUCUGAAUUCCUUAAUAUUUGCAAUCAAGAUGAUGAAUGCUUCAUCAUAGAUUGUGGUGGGCCAGCUUGAUACAGAUGUGGAAGAUGAAUAUGAGGAAUAAUAAAUGACAUCUCUCUGCAUGACUUACAGUUCUAUAUGCACACAAGAAAACAUAUCACAGACUCUAAUGAUGAUAAAGUGGGCUCCCCUAGCUGAAAUAUAUCAAGAUGGAGAGUGUUGACAUGAAUAUCAAGGCAGUGAUCCUUAAGGGUGAGCAAACCCAGUUGGAAUGCUCUACAAGAACGGGGACUCUGGGAAUAUUCCCGAUGGAGUCUUCAUCCAAAAUUAAAGGAAAUAUUCUCUAUUGAUACCAAAUUACUUUAUGGCGGUGAUGUGGCAGAUGAGAUGAUCGAGCUGGUAUCUUUCAUGAUUUGGGAGUCUACACGUUAAUUUAUCAUUUAAGGUUGAGGAUCAGAAUCAUGAUCAUAGAAACAAAAACUAUCCCGACUCAUGAUUAAGAUCUCUGCAUUGGUAUAGUCCAUUUUAGAACCUUACAAUGGUUUGGGUCUUUUCAAGCUUGGUAAAAGGACUUUAGUGCUCAAAUUAAUUCCCAACCUCAACUAGUUUAGUCUGUCUCAAACUUAAGUGUGCUUGACCUCAGCCUAAAGAUGAGGUACUUGUGAGUGGAUUCAUUCAGUUGCCAAGUAUGAUCGCAUGGCUUCCACGAACACAGACCAUGGGAGCAGCUCAAUGCCUGCUUAUGCCUGACGAGACCAGACCAGAUUUCAAAUGCGUCAGCUACAUGUCCAUGGAAAGCUCAUCAGCACUGUCCAAAAAAGAAGAAGAAAAGAAGACAAAGUGUUUCUUUUCUUUUCCAAAAGACCAUUUGUGGCCUCUAGACAGGGUUUCUUUAAGGAAGAAAGAGGCUUCUAUAACAGCAGGUAUAACCCUCUUCUGUCCUCAAAGAGAGGAGAAGGUGCAUCGAUGGGGUUGUGGGGUUUCACGCUUCAAGUUAGGCACGCGAAAUAUAUAGGGAUCUUUCUCUGGUGUUUUAGCUCAAGGAGGAAACUUUUGAUCCAUAGAGUCUGAGAAGGCAGUCGAAGAUGAAGUUUAUGAAGCUUGGAACCCGGCCAGAUACCUUCUUCACCACAGAAUCCAUAAGGUCUGUUUCAUCAGAAGUCUCCACCGACCUCCAAAUACAAGUGCAGAACAGCUUCUAUCGGCUGCACAAGUUUCCCCUCCUGUCUAAAUGCUUGCGCCUGCAAAGGCACUGCUCUGAGCUUAAAGAUGCAGCCGAGCACGCGAUCAUCCAACUUCCGGACCUUCCCGGUGGCGCUGAGGCCUUCGAGACCUGCGCCAAGUUCUGCUACGGCAUCACCAUCACUCUCAGCGCCCUCAACAUCGUGCCCGUUUGGUGCGCCGCCGAGUACCUUCAGAUGAAUGAGGACGCCGAGAGAGGCAACCUCGCCCGCAAGCUCGAUAGCUUCUUCGAGUCCUGCAUCCUCCGCCGGUGGAAGGACACGCUGGUGACGCUGCAAAGCACGAGAAAGUACCCUCCCUUGUGCGAAGAACUCGGAAUUACCGCCCGCUGCGUCGACGCCGUUGCCACGGCCAUCGUAGCCAAUCAUCCGAACUCGAAGGCAGCGCCAAGGAACUGGUGGGCUGAGAGCAUCAGUGAACUGGGUUCAGACCAUUACUGGAGAAUCAUGGUGACCAUCAAGUCCGCCGGCGUCGUCUCCGACGAGCUCAUCGUGGACGCACUGCAGAUCUACGCAUGGAGGUGGCUGCCAGAUACGUCGAGAGAUGGCUACGAGUGUAACCUCGCGACCGAGGACUCUUCCUCGGAGUCUCGCAGACAGAGGCUGCUCAUGGACAAGAUAGUGAGCUUGCUGCCUACCGAGAAGGGCUCUGCUUCCUGCAGCUUCCUCCUCAAGCUUCUCAAGGUUGCCAACAUACUAAACGCUUCGUCGUCGUUGAGGAUGGAAUUGCGCAGGCGAAUCGGAAGGCAGUUGGAGGAAGCAUCCGUCGACGAUCUCCUGAUUCCACCUGCGUCAACUUCGAACGACGCAUUGUACGAUGUCGACACAGUGAUGGCCGUACUGGAGGAGUUCCUGCUUCAGGGACACAGCCCACCAACCAGUCCGCCGCGAGAAAGACUUCGUUGUUGCUCCAAGUCGAGGGUGGCUAAGCUAAUCGACGGCUAUCUCCAAAAGAUUACCGAAGACAAGAAUCUACCGGUGGAGAAGUUGAUUGCCAUUGCUGAAGCUGUUCCAGAUUCCGCCAGGCCCGACCAUGAUGAUCUCUACAGAGCUGUCGACAUCUACCUCAGGGCACACCCAGAGCUCGACAAGAAUGCAAGGAAGCAGCUGUGUCGGAUCUUGGACUGCAAGAAGCUCUCCAUGGAAGCCUGUGCGCACGCGGCGCGGAACGACGUGCUGCCUCUUAGGGUGGUCGUACAGGUGCUGUUCUUCGAGCAGGCACGCGCCGCCUUGGCCGGUGGCCGGGUGAUUGAGCUGCCCGGCAACGUCAAGGCGUUGCUGUCUACAAGCCCUGCCGCUCCUCCGGAAGAUGGUUGGAGCAUCUCGAGAUUGAAAUGCCCAUCGACGAAGCUUGUGACACUUAAGAUGAGGCUCGAAGAGGAGGACGAGGACGAUGACAUGGACGAUGAUUUGGUUCCGCGCGAUGCUCUCAUGAGGAGCGCUUCUUCGAGGUUGAGAGCUCUGUGCUCUCUUCCGAGGACUCCAAAGAGGAUCAUCGGCAAACUGCUGGCCGUGAACAGAAGUGUGAGCUACAGGCAUUAAUCCAAACUUCUUGCCUUCAUCAAUUCCAUGCAGCUUCUUCACAUAUCUGGCCCAAUAAUGAUAGAGGAUUUAUAUCAAGGCAAUCUGUCCUUUGCUCCCAUGCCAAGUCAUUCUCAUUGUCAAUCCCAUUGUUCCUCAGGGGAUGAGUCAUUGGUGCCUCUCUCUCUCUCUCUUUCUCUUGGCUGUAGGACAAAAGGACAUGCAAUUUGUGUACUGGAGCAAUGUAAGUGGUUUGAAUACCCUCAA